Messenger RNA from Melitaea cinxia (Glanville fritillary), 3964 nucleotides. Its product is annotated as MOXD1 homolog 1-like. Gene Ontology annotation, cellular component: secretory granule membrane. The record is from RefSeq and is a predicted model, not a curated record. Bases 27 to 2216 code for a protein of 729 amino acids. Gene Ontology annotation, biological process: norepinephrine biosynthetic process; octopamine biosynthetic process; dopamine catabolic process. Lineage: Eukaryota; Metazoa; Arthropoda; Insecta; Lepidoptera; Nymphalidae. The transcript has 12 exons. Gene Ontology annotation, molecular function: copper ion binding; dopamine beta-monooxygenase activity.
GCACAAGAAGCUAAAUAAAAUAAACAAUGCGUCUUCAAACGGUUUUAAUAUUAAGCGCUCUAUUCCUCUGUGAUGCGAAAAUCCCGCGUUUAAAGUACACACAACCCAACCAGUUACCGACAAAUUCCGCGCAAAACUCGCAUUCAUUAGGAUUCCAAACAGAAAACAAGAACGACAAAACGAACCAAAUAGUCGACCAAUACAGGACACGGCAUAGGAGAGAAUCCUUUGACUCAAAAGCGUACGAAUCGGGUUUGAUAUGGGCGCACACGGAGCGUCUAGAUGAAAAUAGUGAUGUAAUUUUACGGUGGGUGAACACAGAUUCGACUAUAACGUUCAGGUUAGAAGCGAAGAGCCAUGGUUACGUCGCUUUAGGAUUUAACUCGGCGAGAAAUAUGAGAGGAGCGGACUUGGUCGUCGCUUGGGUGGACGAUAAGUACGGCAAUGCUCAAAUUUUGGACUGUCACGGACUCGCGUUCGAUGACCGAGCUGUCGCGGACGAGGUGCAGAACUACGAGCUGAUAUCGGGAUACCAAAAUGACACGCACACUAUCGUAGAAUUCAAGAGACAGCUGGACACAUGCGAUCGACAGGACUUUGUUAUUGGUGAUGAUACAAUUCAAGUGUUGUGGGCGCUUGGACCCCCCGGUUCCGAUGGUCAGCUGCCGAGACAUGUUGAGAGCGGGUUCCGACCCCUCCGCUUAUUACUGCCCUUAUCUAAACCCGAUACAGUUCCGCUGGAGCAUUGGGACGUCAGAAUAAACAAUCUACUAAUCCCAAACGUCAUGGCAACGUUGUUCUGGUGCAAAGUCUUCAAAGCUCCCGAGCUGGGCCAGAAGCACCACAUAGUCGGUUACCAACCAAUUAUUGACAGUAAACCGAAUACAAAAGACAAGACAAUUUUGGAGAGGAACACUCAUUCUCCUGUCCACCAUAUGGUUUUGUAUGAGUGUGUUGAAGAUCAUGAUAAGACGCAAUGGAACGAGUGGUCUGAAAGUGAGGGGUUUUUCGGACCAGCCCGCCCUGGAGAACUAGCUACAUGCGUGACACCUAUUGCAGCUUGGGCAAAAGGUUCUAAAGGUGAAUUCCUGCCUGAGAAUGUUGGUAUCCCGCUAGGCGAGAAGGGAGGAAUUUCCUACUAUAUGCUUGAAGUUCAUUAUGACAAUCAGGCUCUCCAUGACUUUUUUGAUAAUUCCGGCAUACGUAUCCACUAUACACCGGUACUACGAGAUCACGAUGCCGCAUUAUUAGGCGCUGGCGUAGGUGUCUCUGCUUUACACGUCAUACCUCCAAAACAGAAAGCAUACAGAACUGUUGGAAUAUGCAGCCCUGAGUGCACUAAUAGCACUAUGCCAGAAGGUGGAAUAAAUAUUGUAUCAGUCUUGUUACACGCUCACGGUACUGCGAGAAAAAUCUCACUAAAGCACAUAAGAGGCACCGAAGAACUACCUAGAAUAUCUGAGGAAAAUACUUAUGAUUCCCGUUAUCAGCAAUCCCGAAUAGUUCCUGGCGGAAGAAAAUUCUAUAAAGGCGAUACUUUGAUCACGGAAUGUACUUACGAUACUACUUCCAGAGAUAAGCCCAUUUUGGGAGGAUAUUCUGCGACACAGGAAAUGUGUUUAUCAUUCAUAUUAUACUACCCGCGUACUGAACUAGCCGGCUGCUACUCCAUGACUCCAGUUGUUGAGUUCUUCGAAACGUUUGGUGUUAAAGAGUUCUAUGGAUUGAAUAUGAUGCAAGUUGAGAACAUCUUUUUGUCGUCAGGAUAUUUAGAAAACUUACCUACAGAGUUGGAAGCUUUUACCAAAGAUCGCGUUGUAGACCCAACAGGUUGGGAAGGAGACGAUCAAGGCGUCGGUUUGAUGAAGGAGUUAGUGAUCAAGGAACCAUUAGAAUUCCGCAACAAGACAUUCAUGGCGCACUUGAAUGAAAUGCCGUGGCAUGAACCUUUACUGACUGAACAGAUAGAAAAAACUCUAUACAGUGGAUGGCACAUGACGUUCUGUAAGAAACGGGACGAUAGUUGGGGAGCGCCUAUCCAGAUACAGAAUUAUCCGAACUACACAGAAAUAACAAAUAACGACGCAUCGGAUAAAUCCUGUAACUACAAAAGUGUUAAACUACAUUCAACAACGAGCACGAGUGGAUCAACAACGAUAAACACAUUAACCGUCGCCAUUUUAGUUAUUUGCGUAAUAGCGAUAAUCGCGCGGUAAUACUAAAGAAAUGGAGAUAUUGUAUCUGUUGUUUUUAAAUUUUGAGUUUUUUAUCGCAAAAGCUUCUAUUCUAUUGUUUUGGAUUGAUUUCCCCUCAUUUCGUACCACAUUGUAUCGAAAAAGUCUUUUAUUUUUUCCCAAUUUAUUUAUUCUGUUCCAGUAUGUAUUAUAUUUGAAUAAUGAUUUUUACAAAAAGACAGAUCGGUUUCACGUGAAACAGUGGGUAAAUCUUAUUUGGCAGCUGUCUGCUGUGAUUUAUUUAACGAAUUAAAUCGAAUUCACAUUGCUGAUUUUUUAGAAGAAAAGUUUAAUUUUAAUUUAUAUUGUUAUAUAAAAUCUGCUGUGUACGAUAAUAUUUACAUUCAAUAUUUGUAAUACUAUGUACCUAUAGAGUGAAUGUUUUGUGAUUAUUGUACUUAUUUUUUUGCUCAUGGCAACGUAAAUAAACAACAAUGUAACGUUUUGUAUGUGAAUGUGUGAUCAACGAUACCAAAAGUAUGGUAUUGUGUACUUUUUUUAUUUUUUCUUAUACCUUAAAAGCGUUUUUAUUGGUUAUUUUUUUGUCAACCUAUGUCGGUCUGGGUUAGUGACGAUAUCGUUAUUAGAAUUUUUAGAUUUUAAAUUUAUUUUCAACCGAUAUCGAUACAUGUCGCCGACGAUAUCAUCUAGUGUCAAUUACUAAUAUUUGUUCUUGCUAUCCAACGAAAUACAAAACCAUUGCUUCUUCGUCUUCGAAUUAUUUAUCUAUGUAAAAAGUUCCUUUGAUUUACAAUGUAAAAUUUAAUUAAUAUGCAAAGUUGAUAUUUUGUGUAUUAUAUAUACAGCAUGUUUUACAAUGUAUACUAGAUUACAAGGCUUGUUUAUUUUGUCGACUAAAAUAACGCUUCCACAACAUAUUAAUAGACUAAGGAAAUCAAUUUUUGUUUACCCACAAAUAAAAUCUAUGUUUAAAUUAAAAACAAAAAACAAUAAAACUCAUGUGAUCUAUCAUGUUUAUUCAAUCUAUAUUUGACUCUUUGAUAUGAUAAAUUGAAAGAUUUUAAAUUAUUUUAAAAUAUCAGUGUCAUCAAUCUUUCAACCUAUGUUGUCAUCAGAUACUGGCUGUAUAAUACUCUAAGUAAUAUUACUAAAACCAUCCUCAAAAUAGUACCUACCACUUAUUUCUAAGUUUGUUCAUGUACAGUUACGGUAUAGCGGUAUAUUGUUUUUUUUUUUUAAACUUAUUUUGUAUUUAUCAAAAGUUGGUUCAUUAAAAAUGUCAACCGACGUACAAUUUGUAUCAAUGCGCAUAUUGUUAGGAAAACUACUAAUUUAUAAGCAAACAGUUAUUUUAAAUAGAAUUUGUAAAGUUAUAAACAUCCAAUUAUGUAUUAGCUUCAAGUACAAAGAGUACUAGCAACAACACUAAGUAACAAAAUACUUUCACAAGUUCUGUUGAUACACUGUAAUAAUAUUAUAAACUAGGGCUGUGCUAUUUAGGCUCUAAAAUCUGGAACCAAAAUAUUUUGAUAGGAUUUUUUGUUACUUUUUAUUUUCAAUGCAAAUUGUGUCCUAUAUAGAAGGUUGUUAUAGGAAUAGAACGAAAUAAAAUGAUUUUUUUAAAAUAUAUUACGAGUCAUUCUAUUAGAAACGAAUGCAUUUUGAUACUUUUUUAAAUUAUGUCACUAAGGUGUUAGCUGUAAGAAUACGCUUAGUAUUAAUUAAGUUUUAUUUAUUUAAAAGUCAAUAUAAUGUGUUUUAUUACUUGG